Messenger RNA from Penicillium waksmanii, 1365 nucleotides. RefSeq lists its product as uncharacterized. The transcript has a single exon. NCBI's taxonomy places the organism in Eukaryota, Fungi, Ascomycota, Eurotiomycetes, Eurotiales, Aspergillaceae. Gene Ontology annotation, molecular function: DNA-binding transcription factor activity. Gene Ontology annotation, biological process: regulation of DNA-templated transcription. The coding region runs from base 1 to 1365 and encodes 454 amino acids. The record is from RefSeq and is a predicted model, not a curated record.
AUGUCGCAGGACCCUCUGCGCGCAGGCCCAUUGUCCGACGACUCCCAGGAUGCUCGCAGUGGGACCGACGACUAUGGACCUGGCAGUCGCCAUUCCUCACGCCGCCCGCCUUUGCGCGCUCGUCCGCAGUCCUGGCACCCAUAUGGGCCAGUUGAGCCACCACUCGACUCGGCCCGGUCCAUUGGCGUUCAUUCCAUCUUGAACCAUCCAGCGCAGGCAGCUGACGUGAAGGGAGUUCGUGAGCCAUUGAAUUUACCAGGGCCCUCGUCCCCUCGACCACGCCAAGGGUCUUCGCCUGCUCCUCGAAGUUUGCAUGGAUUACAGCCAUUGUCCCCCAGGUCUCAUUCGCGGCCGUUAAUGAACCCUACUUCGCCGUCUGCACGGUUCGUCAGCGGUAGUGGCAGAGCAUCUGGGCAAUCUAGUGUCUCGCACUCACCAUUGGUGACACAAGAACCCCCUCUGGGUGCUCGUCAGCCGCCCUCCAGCUCACCUCUACCACUCGAAUCAACACUUCGACCCAUCGGCUCGCUCCCAGUCACCCAACCCACAACUUCAGCAGGACUUCAUUCAACCACUAGCAUUCAUUCUCGACGAGCUAGCUCUGGACCUGGCCUCUUGAGCACCCCAAACUCCCAAGAGACGAGCCCUGUUCCACCUCAUUCUACAUUUGGUCCGUAUGGCGCUUCACCGGCCCUUUCAAACGCAUCCAUGCCAUCCAGCGUACAACCAUACUCGGCACCAGCGCCUUACACGACCACAGCAACGGCCGGGCCGCGCGUGAAGGAAGAACCAACGAGUCAAAGCACAAGUCUAUCUUCGUCAUUGAUCCCGUGUGUGUUAGAUCUCAAGUCAGGCUCCUCCACACAAGCAGAGAAGCGCAAAGCGAACAGCGAUGCUUCGCGACGUUUUCGAAAUCGCAAGCGCAACGAGAUGCAGCUCGAGCAACGCCUAACUUCACAGCAAGACGAGAUUCAGCGACACACAGACGCCCUCCGUCGCCAAGCUGACGAAAUCCGCGCUUUGGUUCAACAACGAGACCACUACCGAUCUGAAAGAGACUUUUUCCGCGACCACGUCGGCCGCUCAAUGUCUCUCAACAACUUGCCUCCACGUCCCUCUUCGCCGGGCCUGCACAUUGACGCCGGGGCCUGGUCCGCCGAUGCAUCUCGUACUGCCCCCACAGUCCCCGUGCAGCCCGCGCAGGCGCCAAGGAUGCUUGAUACAGGUCGACCGCAGGCUUGUUGGCCCGGUAGCCCGGCUUCGUAUUCCCCUGCCCCGCCUGCAGGUAGGAAUCUUGUGCCAUCGGGUCCACCGCCUGUCUCUGGAACGCCUCUACCUCCAUUUCAAGCCUGGUCUCGGCCUUAA